Molecule: messenger RNA, 704 nt
Organism: Hyaloscypha bicolor E
Lineage: Eukaryota; Fungi; Ascomycota; Leotiomycetes; Helotiales; Hyaloscyphaceae
Exons: 2
Coding region: 173-574 (133 amino acids)
Source: RefSeq, a predicted model, not a curated record
UGAGUCAAUCCGAACGUUAUUUGUGACACAUUCAGGAAUCUGAAGGAUUGGAAGUCGUCCAGUUAAAGAACACUAACGAUGUGCCGCAUUAUUGACGAUACUUACGAGCGGUUGUGUACUUGGUUUGAACGGAAAGGGAUAGCUCCCUUCCCAGUGUUUAGUAUCAAGAGGGAUGCUUCUAACGACGCUCCCUUCCCUGGGAAAGAGAUCGCGCUCUUCGAAGAUAAGAGCUUGCUUUUGGUUCCAAGUGUGCUCAAGCCAGCGAUGUCGUGUAUCGAUUCUGUCCCCACCCAGAGCAAUGGGUCGUUGGGUCUUGCGACGAACACACCCAGGAACCCAGCUGCCACUCGGCGCACAGGUACUGGUGUAUUUUCGGAUUCUUAAGUGGGACUACGUGCAGAGUCAUAGAUCUUCUGACGAUGCCCAACCUGACACCUUGGUAAGCCGGAACGACUCGAGUACUUCCUCGGUUGAGCAUUUUACUAUCAUUGGCGAAUGCUUCUUCCGCGGUCCUCUGGUGAGUUUAUCCGCAUGGUUCAUAACCCUCAAUUUAAAUGGGCAAGAAAAUUUGUAGUUCUUCACUAAUUCGAAACAAUUCAUAUAUGUCAAUCUGCCACGCGAGCCAAGUCUGAUCUCAUUAUCACCACGGAGCGCUGAUGACAGAAAAUAUGCAUCAAAUAUCCUUGUAAAACAUUCCAUUGCCU